AUGUUUAAUUUAGUGAUUACAGAUUAUUGAUAAUAAUAGAUGGCGAUUUUUAUGACACUCUAACAUCUGCUCCUUCCGUCUUAGUUUAUACAGCAAAAAUGAACAACACCAAAAACACGGGCCUCCUCCAUUAUAUGAUUCCUGUAGUGGGCUUGGGGACGGCGAAUUUCUACCGCAUCCACUACCUAGCGAUCACGUGCCUGGUAUGCAGCUUAAUAUCAGUCAUCGCUAUUCUCGCUGUCUCUUUCCGGUCUAAAAAGGUGCGUUCGUUUUACAAUUCUUGGACAAAAUGCGAACGUUUUGUGGUUUACAUGGCUCUCUGCGAUGGGUUCUACAGCGUCGUUCACCUGAUGGACCACAUUCAGGUAACCAUCACCCAGUCUCACGUCCAUCCUCUGGAGCUCUGUGAAGUCUACGGCUUCGUCAUUUUCAUGUUCGCCUCGGCCCAAAUGCUGCUGACCUCGCUGAUUGCAAUCAACGCUUUCGUAUUGAUAAAGUUCGGUAAGAACGUGAACCUUGGGAGGUAUGACUGGAAGCUUCUCCUGUUGACGUAUGGGGUUCCGUUCAUAGAUUGUCUGGGUAUUAUACUGGCUGGUGAUAUGGGACCGACUGGGAUAUCCUGUGGAGUGGCUGGUAAAUUUUCCUUCUUGUGUCUCUCCACCAUUCCUAUAUUGGCCGUCAUGACCCUCAACAUCAGUCUUUACUUACUCACUUGGUUUACAAUUCGAGCUGAAACCAAGAGAUUGUCAGGUACAAUAGGUAACAAGAGCGACAGACCCACACGGGCCGCUAGGACCAUGUCCCUCUUUGUGUUGGUGUUCAUCAUCCAGUGGGGAGCGGCCGCGGUGUACGGGGCCUGGACGAUGCUGGAUGACCACAUCCCUCUGGAGAUUGUCUUCCCUGUCAUGGCCUUCUCCAGUUUGGGCGGGCUGUUGAAUGGAAUCGUGUACUUGAACAUGCGCAUCAAGUCAAAAAGAUGGAAUACCACUGCAGCUGUUACUAUGAUCUCGACAAAACAAACUACUGCGGCUCCAUUGGGUGACCCAGGAAACUCGCGACAAUUGCCGUAAAUAAAAACACGAUGCCACUUUUUAAACUCAACUGCAAUCAUCGUUGUAAAAUGACAUGUAAUUUGAUUGUACAUGUUCUUCUCUAGGAAGCAAAAUUUAAAUUUGUUUAUAAGCACUUGUAAAAUUAUAACUUUCCUUUUAACACAAAGGAAAUAAGUUUGUACUAAAAUUAUAAGGUAUACGUAAAUUUUCCUCUGCAUGGUGUAAAUUACAAGGAGUAAAAUUGGUGUAAGUUCUUCCCAUGUUUAGAGAUGAAUAAAAUAUUUAUUGCAUCUCAACACCUUAAUAAAAAAUUAAAACAAAACUUA
Molecule: messenger RNA, 1378 nt
Organism: Magallana angulata
Lineage: Eukaryota; Metazoa; Mollusca; Bivalvia; Ostreida; Ostreidae
Exons: 3
Coding region: 99-1070 (323 amino acids)
Biological process (GO): adenylate cyclase-activating G protein-coupled receptor signaling pathway
Cellular component (GO): plasma membrane
Molecular function (GO): G protein-coupled receptor activity
Source: RefSeq, a predicted model, not a curated record